CUCAUUUAGCGCGAUGGAGCACGGCGCCAAGUCGCCGAGCCACGAUGGCACGGUCGAGAUGGACUAUGCCAACGUCAUUGGCCACGACGUGCGCGCGCUGCAACACGACACACCUUUUUCCAACAACGAAGAAGCCAAGUCGCGGUACGUCCACUGGUUCCUCGGUGCUCCGGGCACCUUACUGGGCACACUCAUCGCGCUUGGCAUCGUCUUUGGAGUCGUGGAAGCCGCGGGCGACGACACUAACUUUGGCGUCGUCUACCACGACCACGCCAAGUACACGUACGCGGCGGGGUGCCUCUUUCUCCGCGCGCUCACGUGCAUCGUCGUGCCCAAGAUCGUGCUUGACGUUGCGCUCUCAUGUGCCGACGUUGUUCGCGCACGGCGCAUGUUUCAAUUCCGGCGGCGCAUCGUCGGUCUCGCGCUACUGACGACGCUGCUCGCAUCGGCGCAGGCGCUCGCAUGGGGUCUUCUUCUCGGCCACCAGUUUCGCGGCACACCGUACACGUUCCACUCCGCGGCACUGGGCUUUGCAUGCCCGCAUCUCGAGAGCAGCAACACGACUACUGCGCUCGCCAGCGUUGUUGUGGUCGACAAGGGAACGCUUGCGUGCAAACCCCAAGGCAAAAUCGCAUCCUUUGGCAUCGCCGAUGACGUGUUCAACAUUCGCAACGACAUCAAGCGCUGGACAACGUACGCGAGCGUCGGCGACGAGGUCCAAAGCGUGGUUCGUCGGCUCGUGCCCGACAACGUGGCGCUGGCGCUGCUCCACGGCGACGUCUCGGGGGCCGUCGCCUUUGCCAUCGUCUUGGGUAUUGCGCUCGGCGUCUACGACGACGCCGACGAGGCUGCUGCUGGCAGUACGAGCGAGAACCGCAUCGUCAAGGUGCUUCGCGAACUCAACGCGAUCUUUGAGAUCAUGAUGGGAUACGUGGUGACGACGACGCCGAUCGCGCUCAUUCCGCUGAUUGUCGGUCCGCUUAUCUCGGGCACGCACGGGUAUGCGGACUUUGCGCGUCUCGGGUAUUUCGCGCUGGCGUACUUGGCUGCGAUCGCCACCCACGGCCUCCUCGUGCUCCCCACCGUGCUUGUGCUCUCGACGUGCACCAACCCACUGCGGUGGUUCCAGCGUGUGCGCCACGCGCUGCUGUACGGCCUUGCCUGCAGCUCAUCGCGCCAAUCGCUGCCGUUGACGAUGCGGGCGCUCGACAAGCACGUGCGCACGCCACAGGCCGCGCGCUUUGGCGUCGUCGUCGGCACGACCCUCAACCGGAACGGCACGUCCAUCUACAUCUCGCUCUCGCUCGUUUGGCUCUUCUACAACGCGGGGCUCGAAGAUCGGUUGACGCCAAUCAAGGCGGGCUUGAUCCUUCUCUUCGGCGUACUUGGGUCCGUCGCGGCGGCACCCGUGCGCUCGGGCGGCAUUGCGAUCGUCGUGAGUUUCUGGGCCAUGCUCUCCGGUAUCCCGACUCCGUACGCGUACAGUCUCCUCCUCGUCGCCGAGUGCCUCAUGGACCCGCUGGCAACCAUGAUCAACAUGGCCGGCAACCUUGUCGUUGCCCACAUCGUGGCCAACGGAAACUCCGACAUCAUGUCCCGGCGAGGACGCACCUAAGUAUCCUACGUAUAGACAUUAAUACCUUAAUACACGCACAAUGCACUGGCAUUUCAGCAGAGGA
Saprolegnia diclina VS20 is the source of this 1679-nucleotide messenger RNA. RefSeq lists its product as hypothetical. Gene Ontology annotation, molecular function: symporter activity. The transcript has a single exon. Bases 14 to 1615 code for a protein of 533 amino acids. Gene Ontology annotation, cellular component: membrane. NCBI's taxonomy places the organism in Eukaryota, Oomycota, Saprolegniomycetes, Saprolegniales, Saprolegniaceae. The record is from RefSeq and is a predicted model, not a curated record.